AUGGCCAGUCUCCAACACCCGUUCCAGUGUCUGCGAUAUGUCAACAGGCAGUCAGCAGGCCAAUCAGAUAUCCUUGUUGCCACUGCUGGUCGCAAUCUCUACUCUUACGAUGCGUCCAGUGGCCAGCGCCUGGAUGUAUGGCCUCAACCCGUAGAUGCUGAUGUGGAGGAUCAAAGCUCCGACGCAGCUCCCGCAUCUGAAAGCCAAGGGCCCCCAGAAAAGCGAAGGAAACUGUCUGAGAGCUCUGAGGAACAGAAAGAUGCCAAAUCUGAGUCAAAAUCUAAGGAUUCGAACAAAGAAGCUACCAACUCCUGGACCAACAUUCCUCUUCUGACUGUUGCCCACGGCAAAUAUGUAGUGAUCAUGACCUCUGAGGACAAAUGUGUUCGGGUCCUGAGUUUGGACAAUGAAGGCAAACUCAAGCAAUUGAGUGCUCGUACAAUGCCCAAGAAGCUUUCUGCGCUUACUCUGACUCCCGAUGAGAACAAUAUCUUGUCGGGUGACAAAUUCGGAGAUGUGUACACUUUCCCUCUGAUUCCCAGCGGAGAAUACGUGAAAGUGCAGGCUCCAGUGAAACCAUAUGAGCCAUCUGCCACAAACCUCACAGUGCACACGAAACGCAACCUUGAAUCAUUGGAGCAACAAAUGCGACAAGCAGCUCUGUCGAGGACCAGCCAAGCAGAACGAGUGGUACUUAACUUCGAACAUCAAGUCAUUAUCGGUCACGUUUCGUUGUUAACGGAUUUGAUCUCCGUUACCCGGCCUGCAGACUCGGCCGUUGGCAAGCGGAGUUACAUUCUGACUGCUGAUCGUGAUGAGCAUAUCCGCGUUUCCCGUGGUGUUCCCCAAGCGCAUGUAAUUGAACAGUUCUGCUUUGGCCACACUUCGUUUGUCAGCAGUCUUUGCGUCCCUUCGUUCGAACCCAAGGUUCUUGUUUCGGGUGGUGGCGACAACUAUCUGCUUGUGUGGGACUGGCUCGAGAACCAGAUCUUACAGAAAGUUCAGCUUCCUGGGUCGGAAGGAGAGACUACAGUGCGCGGUAUUUGGGAUGUUUCGCUUGCGCCUACCGCAGACAAUGUCGAUCCUGUGAAGGCUAUCUUUGUUGCGCUUGAAGGGUACGUUCUAAUGACAAUCGAUGAUAUCUAUACUUCUCCUAACAUUAAGAGCAGGUCUUCACAACUUAUUUACUACACUGUCGGAAGCGACAACACAAUGACUCACCAAGAUACCCUCCAGCUGUCAGGAAAUGUUCUUGAAGUGACUGGCAUUGAUUCAAGAGGCACUAUUCUUGUUGCCGUGGAUACCUUGCGGCAAUCCGAUUCGACAAGUGCCUGGAAGUCGUCCUCUCAGCCUCCUCUCGAAACUUUCCGGCUCAGUUCUGGGAAGUGGGCUCCUGUAGAAGACCCAAUGGUCACCAAAAUCAACUCCGAAGGUACUUCAAGUCUCCCUACGACAGUAGAGGAGAAACAGCAGAAAGAGCUCAAUGAUUCAGUGUACCAUUUGAGCAACCUGCGGAAGAGAGGUGACGCCUACGACGACUAA
Messenger RNA from Penicillium vulpinum, 1542 nucleotides. RefSeq names its product putative tRNA methyltransferase (gene trm82). Gene Ontology annotation, cellular component: nucleus; cytosol; tRNA methyltransferase complex. Gene Ontology annotation, molecular function: protein binding; tRNA (guanine(46)-N7)-methyltransferase activity. Gene Ontology annotation, biological process: RNA (guanine-N7)-methylation. The record is from RefSeq and is a predicted model, not a curated record. Lineage: Eukaryota; Fungi; Ascomycota; Eurotiomycetes; Eurotiales; Aspergillaceae. Bases 1 to 1542 code for a protein of 513 amino acids. The transcript is spliced from 2 exons.